This is a messenger RNA of Plasmodium knowlesi strain H, 408 nucleotides long. RefSeq lists its product as uncharacterized. The coding region runs from base 1 to 408 and encodes 135 amino acids. NCBI's taxonomy places the organism in Eukaryota, Apicomplexa, Aconoidasida, Haemosporida, Plasmodiidae. The record is from RefSeq and is a predicted model, not a curated record. The transcript is spliced from 3 exons.
AUGGGGAAGCAAAGCGAGUCAAAGCCUUUCAAGAAGAAUUUCAACUCGUCGAACAAAAGGAAUGGUAUGAACUCGGGGAGUCCUACAAGUUCAGAUCAAGAAAAUUCGGAAAUUGACUUCCAAAAUAGAAGGAGAGAUUUGUUGAAGGAAACAGGAAGUAGAAGGAAGAGCAAUGACACGCUGUAUUCCUACUCGCGGAUGUUUGUAACAGUUUUAAACUACAUAUUUUGCAUCCUAGGAAUUAUAUGCGCAUGGGGAGCUAUAGAUUCGCUGGUUCAGGUAAUUUCUGGAAGGCAAGUGUACCUGUCGCUAACGUGCUACUCUAUCAUUCUGUUAUUUUCCCUGGUAUUCCUAAUGUUAUAUAUUUAUUUCCUGGAUAGGGAUUAUCGACCAUGUGAUUUUUUUUAA